Cercopithifilaria johnstoni is the source of this 450-nucleotide messenger RNA. Lineage: Eukaryota; Metazoa; Nematoda; Chromadorea; Rhabditida; Onchocercidae. The record is from the annotation of a GenBank genome assembly.
AUGCCACCGCAAAGAAGUUUGAUAGCCGAAUUGUUGAGAAAACAAACAAAGGCCGAGCAAACGGAAUGUGAAUCAUCUUUAGGCCUACAAGUACAAGAAAGCUCAUACUACAAUCUUGACCUACAAGUUGGGGAUGAUGUUAAAUUGACGCAACCCAUCACCACCAGUUUUUCAAAUACCGGUGAUCAAUCCGCAGAAAACACUCAAAGGAAUACCUACCAGCACCCAUUAAAUAACACGAAAAUGAUAUUUCACGACUUCCUAAAACUAAGUGAUUCCGGUUCUGCUGAGCUACCUACCGGCCGUUCUCGCGACUCUCUGAAUUCACACGAUGCGCUUGAAAUUUUCGCAUGGAAUCAAAAAAAGAAAUGGGAGAAUCCCGGAGGAUCAAGCACGUUUGGGACUACAAGCGAAUAUUGUUACUGCUCGAACAUUAAUCAACCUUACUAG